Triticum aestivum (bread wheat) is the source of this 917-nucleotide messenger RNA. RefSeq lists its product as uncharacterized. The coding region runs from base 1 to 498 and encodes 165 amino acids. The transcript has 2 exons. NCBI's taxonomy places the organism in Eukaryota, Viridiplantae, Streptophyta, Magnoliopsida, Poales, Poaceae. The record is from RefSeq and is a predicted model, not a curated record.
AUGGUUGACGAUGAAGUCGCCAAGAAGGCCUUGGCUGAUGCCGAGGCUGCUGCUAUCGGCACCGCGUUGGCCUGGCCAACCGGAGGCACCGUCAUGCCCAGCACGCUCGCCUUCACGCCCACCAUGUACCCGAUGGCUACCUGCUCACGCGCCAGGGUGUAUGCCAACAACACGCUCAUCAGGAACCCCGCCGCUAGCCACGACACGUGUCGCCGGCGCCCGCGCGGGAGCAAGGCGGCUUACGCUGUGGCCGCUGGUAGCACAGACAGGGGAAGGCCGAGGACGGUGUUAGCGAGGAGGAUCGCGUGGCCGUCCCUAUUGUGGUGGCGCGAGGAGGUUGUCGUCGGGAUGUGCGAGGUCCAGGUCGUGGCAAGGAGCACGGGCGCCAGCGUGGUGGACGCCACGGCGCAGGGACGUGACCAGCGGUGCGCGGCGAUGUUCGGGAUGGUCAGGCGCCAUGGGAGGUACAUCGGCAUGCGGAAGGCGCACACAAGCUAAUGCAAGCAGAGUGCUAUUGUGGAGCUUGGCGCGGUCUUAGAGGAGGAGGACGGCAGCGGACGAACGAUGUCCUCAUAUUCGUCGUCGAGGAGGAGCAGUGCGACGAGGUCGAGGUGCGACGGCUUGCCCGGCUCGGCGCAACACUCUGAGGUCCAGACGAGGACGAGGUAGGCGAUGUAGAGCGAGACGCCGCCCUGCCCGCCCGCGCCCUCGCCACCUCGCCGGCGCCGGCGCCCUGCCCUCCGUCUGCUGUUGUUGCUGAAAGCUCCAGCGUGACCUCCAGCGUGACCUCCAGCGUGACAUGUUGCUGCUGUUGCAUGUGAGCAUGACGACGAGGGACGGACGUGUGGCCGGUGGGCAGUGGCGGGGCAUCCAUGGUCGGCAUGCGUCUGCAUCUUGUGCCGGCGAGUGGAGCUAAG